Messenger RNA from Odocoileus virginianus texanus, 1408 nucleotides. Lineage: Eukaryota; Metazoa; Chordata; Mammalia; Artiodactyla; Cervidae. The record is from RefSeq and is a predicted model, not a curated record.
UGUCGCUCCAUGUGCCGGGUGAGCACCGUGGUCGGGUCCCCCAGCGAGCUGCCACUGCCGCAGCUCGAAAGGAAUGUCCCCUGUUGUUAAGGACCCUGACUGUUUUACACCAAUGAUUUGCCACUGCAAAGUUGCUUGCACCAACAACACUUUGUCGUUGAUGUUUGGAUGCAAGAAGUAUCGCUAUCAAGAUGAGGACGCUCCACACGAUCAUUCCUUACCUCGACUGACCCACGAAGUGAGAGGCCCUGAACUGGUGCACGUGUCAGAAAAGAACCUGUCUCAGAUAGAAAAUGUCCAUGGAUACGUCCUGCAGUCUCACAUCUCUCCUCUGAAGCUCUCUGAUCCAUUUGGAGUUUAUUCUAGUGUACGAUGUGAGGUACUGAUCUAAUUUUAUCUUUUUCCAAGUGACUACCCAGUUGUCUCAGUAUUAUUUAUUAUAAAUUAAUUCUUUCUCACUGACUUGAGAUGCCGCUUUAUCAUACACCAAAUGUUUUUAAACCUUUUUUUUUGUACUUUAAAUGUGCAAAUAUCAUACUGUUUUAAUUAUAGACAAUGAUAAUCUCCAAAGGUCAGAAGAGAUAAUGAUUUCCCCAAGGUCAAUUUGCUGAAAAAAGAACAAAAAAAAAAAAAAAAACAGGAAACAUCAGAUCCAGGAUUUGAUCCAUGGCCACCCUAUGUUGGUAUGAUUUAAGUAACUUUCUAAGCUGAAUCUUUAUCUCGGUUAAAUAAAUCUAUCUGACAUAUUAAUAAUUAUCGUAUGAUUUAAAUAACCUUCUAAGCUGAAUCCUUAUCUCGGUUAAAUAAAUCUACCUGAUAUAUUAAUAAUUAUCUUAUAGAUAAUAAGUGGUAGUGUUUGGCAAAUGUAAACUACAAAAUUAGGGGUGCAGAGUAUUUUUGUAGCACAAAGUGACCGUUUUGUUAAAGGUCAUCUGACCCCUUUCUUAGUAUAUAGAUUAUUCUAUAGUCUAAUUCCAAAAGCUCUUGAAGAACCCUUUACUUCCCAGAAGUAGGAUUUUAUAUGCAUUCAUACUAGUAGAGUAUAUAUGGCAAACUUUGAGCUGAUUUGAACCACAAUGGACAUGAUGGGGGCAGGGGAAAGAAUCUAUCAUUGUCUCUCAUGACCCACAUUCUAAUGUCCAUGUAAUGAGAAUCCCUAUAAUGAGUGCAUUAUUUUAUAAAUAUGAAAAAAAAACUAGAAAAUAAAUAUGAGGCAAAUAAAUGCUGUUUCCCUAGUGUUGUGCAGUUUAAAACAAAAACAAAAACCCACUGGCAGAAGCCAUCUGGUCCUGGCAACCUUCCCGGUUAAACACUUUUAAUUGCUUCUGUGAUCUUGGUGGGUUGGUGUGCCAUGGUUUCCAGGGAUUUGGGAGAAGUGACCUUUAUGAAGUAAUCACAGUUUGUUGUA